AUGGCUCCAGUUGAAUACGAUGCAAUUGUUGUUGGCGGCGGCUUCGGCGGCGUCUACACUACCUACCAACUCCGUGAACUUGGUUACAAUGUUCAUUCUUUCGAAAAGGGUUCCUUCAUCGGAGGAAUCUGGUACUGGAAUAAGUACCCUGGUGCUCGUGUCGAUUCUGAUGUUCCUGUCUACCAACUUUGGCUUGAACAGAUCUACAAGGACUGGGACUUCAAGGAACGCUUCCCUGGUUGGAAGGAACUCAACGAGUACUUUGCCCACGUUGACAAAAAAAUUCAAAUUUCUAAAAACUACUCUUUCAACACAUUUGUCAGUGCCUGCCACUUUGAUGAAAAAUCUGGAAAAUGGACUGUUACUACCAACGGUGAAGAUGCCGGCACCUUCAUUGCUAAACACCUAGUAGUGUGCACUGGCUUUGCUGCUAAAAAAUACAUCCCAGACUUCAAGGGUCUUGACAAAUACAAGGGUAUCAUGCACCACACUUGUGAGUGGCCCGGUGACGAUGUUGACUUCAAGAACAAGAAGGUCGCCGUUGUGGGUACUGGUGCAUCCGGUGUCCAGGUCAUCCAGGAAGUCGGACCCAUUGUUGAGGAUUUGACCGUAUACCAGCGUACUCCUAAUAUUGCCAUCCCCAUGCGUCAGCGUGCUGUUACCCAUGAAGAACAAGAGGCUCGUCGUGCUGACUAUGACAAGGUCUUUGCUAAGACUCUUACUGAUGGAUAUACCGCCGGCUUCGAGUUUGGAUUCGAUCCUCGAAGUGCUUUGGAAGUUACCGACGAGGAACGUGAAGCCCAUCUUGAAAAAUGCUGGGCUACUGGUGGUUUCCAUUUCUGGGUUGCUACCUUCCAAGAUGUUUGGACCAACUUGGAAGCUGAUAAGUACCAAUACGAGUUCUGGCGCCGUAAGACUCUUGAGCGUCUUACUCGUCCCGAAUUAUAUGAGAAACUGGCCCCUGCUCCCAAUGUCGACAUUGUUGAUCUUCGUCAGGAACCUAUUCUCGAGUUCACCGAGAAGGGUAUCAAGACUGCCAAUGGUGAAAAGGAAUUUGAUAUCAUUGUUCUUGCAACUGGUUUCGAUGCUGUUACUGGUGGUUUGACUCAAAUGGAUAUUCGUGGUAUUCAUGGCGAAACUCUUGCUGAUAAGUGGGAGACUGGUGGUCUUCGCACUUAUCUUGGUGUUGCCGUCAAUGACUUCCCCAACAUGUACUUUAUGUAUGGACCUCAGGGCCCCACUGCCUUUUCCAAUGGUCCCACCUGUGCCCAGAUCCAAAGCAAUUGGAUUGUCAAACUUAUUCAAUACACUGACAAGCACAAUCUUAAGUAUGUGCAACCUUCUGAGGCUGCUGAAGAAGAAUGGGCUCAAAAUGUUCUUGAUGUCAGCAAUCAGACAUUGGUUGGAUUGGCUAAGACUUCAUGGUAUAAUGGUACCAAUAUUCCUGGCAAGAAGAUCACAGGUCCUUUGAACUAUCUUGGUGGUAUUCCAAGAUAUUACCGGGAGAUCAAUGCAGAGGAAGACAAGGAUUACGAGAGCUUUAUCAAGGUCGCUGCCUAG
Magnusiomyces paraingens is the source of this 1560-nucleotide messenger RNA. RefSeq lists its product as uncharacterized. Gene Ontology annotation, molecular function: flavin adenine dinucleotide binding; N,N-dimethylaniline monooxygenase activity; NADP binding. The transcript has 2 exons. The coding region runs from base 1 to 1560 and encodes 519 amino acids. The record is from RefSeq and is a predicted model, not a curated record. Lineage: Eukaryota; Fungi; Ascomycota; Dipodascomycetes; Dipodascales; Dipodascaceae.